GUGUUGAGGAACGAUUGUCGAUGUCGCGGCGUUUUGUAUUCAAAAUUCGAUUGUUUAUUAUCGCGAUUUUAUAAAAUAACGCCGUGUUCUAAUGAUGUAUUUUACAUGAAAGUAUAUUUAAGAGUUAUUACUUAAUUUUUUAACGUCUUUUACAAAGUAUGAAGUAUCUUCUAUUUCUUUAAUUAUGUUACAAUAGUGAAAGAUGGACGGAAAUCUCAGUCGUUAAAAAAGCGUGCCGUUUCGAUGAAUAUUUUAAAGGAAUAUGCUUAAAAUCAAGAAAAAUUAAGGAUACUAUAUAUUGUUGUAUGCACAUGUAGAUAUGGCCAGCAAUGAGUCCAGCGUUCGAGUUGCAGUCAGAAUCCGUCCACAAACCCCCGGCGAGGUGGUGGAAGGAUGUGGAGUAUGUGCGCGCGCGGGUGGGCCAGCGGGCGAGGGCGGAGUGGCGCUGGGCGCCGAGCGCGCCUUCACCUUUGACUACGCGUUCGAACCCAGCGCGCCGCAGGAAACCGUCUACGAGACCUGCGUCAGGAAAUUGGUAGAAGCCGCACUCGAUGGAUACAAUGCUACCGUGCUCGCUUAUGGACAGACAGGAUCUGGCAAGACGUAUACCAUGGGCAGCGGGUGGGAGGGCGAAGGGGACGGGGACGAGACCCGGCGCGGCAUCAUCCCGCGUGCCAUCCGGGACCUGUUCGCGGGCGCGGAGCAGAGGGCGGAGGCGGCGCGUGCGCAGGGCGAGCUGCCGCCAGAGUUCUCAGUGCAAGCGCAGUUCAUAGAGUUAUACAAUGAGGAUAUUGUUGAUCUACUCGAUCCGGCCAAAGAUCCCUUCGCUAAAGGAGCACUCAGGAUAACAGAAGACGGUUGUGGUGGUGUGAAGGUGGUAGGAGCAUCAAUGCGUGCGGUCCGAGGCGUCAGGGAUGCACUGGGAGCACUGCACGCGGGCGCGCUUGCUCGAACCACUGCGGCCACAAACAUGAACUCCUCGUCAUCAAGAUCUCAUGCCGUAUUCACACUGUUACUACGACAACGACGAUUGGCCACGGACCAGGAUACAGUGGACAAGGAGGCGGAGGCGGACGCGCCGGAGCAGUACGAGACACUCACCGCCAAGUUCCAUUUUGUAGAUCUGGCCGGUUCCGAACGACUUAAGCGAACAGGUGCAACAGGCGAACGAGCUCGGGAAGGCAUUUCCAUCAACUGCGGGUUACUAGCCCUCGGAAAUGUUAUAUCGGCGCUAGGAGACAAGUCCAGGAAAGUCCUGCACGUGCCCUAUAGGGACUCCAAACUUACCAGGCUGUUACAGGAUUCUCUUGGCGGCAACAGCAACACAGUAAUGAUAGCUUGCGUGUCUCCGAGCGAUCGAGACUUUAUGGAGACGUUAAAUACGCUGAAGUACGCGAACCGCGCGCGCAACAUCAAGAACCGCUGCGUCGUCAACCAGGACCUCACCUCGCGCACCAUACACCAGCUGCGACAGGAGGUCGCCAGGUUGCAGAUGGAAAUCGCAGAGUAUAAACAGGGUAAGCGUGUAGUAUCAGAGAACGGGGAGGAGGGAUGGAGCGACGUGGUGCAGGAGAACGCUAUCCUCACGAGCGAGGUGGAGUCGCUGCGGCGGCGCGUGAAGGCGAUGCAGGGCACCAUCGAGCAGCUCUCCGCCAGGAACAGCGAGCUGGUGGCGGAGAAGGCGCUGGGCACCUGGGCGCCGCGCGACGUCAGUCCAGACGCCACCGACUGCUCCCUCACCACGCUCGUACAGGGUUACGUGACAGAGAUAGAGGACCUGCGCGCGCAGCUGAUGGAGGCGACCGCGCUGUACGAGGCGAGCCGCAAGCGCGAGGCGCGCACGCGACACGACUCGCAACAAGACCCCAACUCCAUACUGGACGACGCCAAGAGGGAACUAUACAAGGAGAAAGAACUAUUGGCUCGUAGUAUGGGCGAGCUGGAGUUCCAGCGCAAGCUGGCCACGCAGGUGAGCGAGAGCGGGGAGGGGCGGGAGGCGGCAGCCGAAGGCGAGGGCGAGGGGGAGGAAAACGGUCAGCCCAUCGGCGAGAGAGAGCGUGCGGAGGGCGAGAGCGCCGGGGACUCCGAGCCCUCCGACCACGACGACGACGACAGAUCUGAUGAUGAAAGGGACGAGGAAAUCGAGGCGGAGACCGCUGGUCAACGCAUGCUGACGAUGCAGCUGGCGGCGCUAAGCGAGGACAUCGACACGAAGGCGCGGCUGAUCGAGCAGCUGGAGGCGUCGCAGCGGCGGCUGGCGGCGCUGCGGGCGCACUACGAGCACCGCCUCGACACCCUGCACCACCAGAUCAAGGCCACCGGCGAGGAGCGCGACAAGGUGCUCGCCACACUCGCUGCGCAAGCGUCGCCCCCUAGUGAGAAGUUAAAGCGCGUGAAAGAGGAGUACGAGCGGCGCGUGUCGGGCAUGGCGCGCGAGCUGCGGCGGCUGCAGGCGGCACGCCCCCAACACCGCCCCCAACACCACCCCACACAUCCCAUACACACUACACGUUUCAAUUCUUUCAUUGUUUUAUUUUAGGUGAAAUUAGUGCAACGAAUGCGAACAGAAGCAAAGCGACACGCACAAGCGGAGGCAGCUAGAGCCAAAGAGGUGGCCCAGUUGCGAAAAGAAUCUCGUAAGAACGCGAAUCUAAUACGGUCGUUGGAAGCUGAAACUAGACUUAAGGAACAGGUAUUAAAACGUAAGCAGGAGGAAGUAUCAUUACUAAGGCGAGGACAUCGGGACAAACUCAGCAGCAAAGCGGCAGGAAGACUUCAUGAUGGGUCCCGAGGUCGUUCACGUAUCUCAAGUCGCGAGGCGUGGGCGCGCAUCGAGUGCUGGGUGUCGCGGGCGAGUGCUGCGCGCGCCACGCUGGCCGAGCUGGAGGCCACGCUGGAGGCACAGCUGCGCCAGCGGGACCGCGCCGCCGCCGACCCAGCCGGGCCCGACGCCACCGCCCUGCUCGCCUACCUGCGCGAGGCCAUCGCCGACACGCAGCAUCAGAUCAUGCAGAUAGAGGAGGAGAACGAGGAGACGGAGCUGUGUCGUGUGCUGGAGCAGGUGACGAGCGCGGAGGCGGGGCGGUACGCGCUGCAGCGGCUGGCCGCGCUCGCACUCACGCACGCGCACGACGCCGCGCGCACGUUGCGCAUGCUGCGCGACACGCGCGCACAGCUCGCUGAGAUGGAAGAGAAAAACGAUCGUUUGACGAAUGCUCUAAAGUCAUCUAAUACGAACGGUGACCACAACCUGAACCCGUGGGGCGUACCGCCGCCCGCGCUCGCCGCCCUGCUCGCCCACGUCUCCUCCGGCACCUCCACGCGUUCCGUCUCACCUUCUGACAGUGCUUUGCUAGAGCGGCCGCCGGUGAGUGGGGCGCGAGAGUCGAGUACGGCGCCCGCCUCGCCGCCCGACGACAACAGCAACUCGCCAUUCCAGCGUAACACGGCAAGACGUGGUUCGGUGCGUUUACGUGAUCUGGGAGUGAUAGGUCGUGACGAGGACCCCAUGUCGCAGUCAAUGGUGGAGCACACGCCGCCGCGCCCCGCCCCGCUCAGCCGUGUGCCCAGCGCGCCCGGCAGCCUGAGAGGACUGACACCGAUGAACUCUGCGCCGCUGUCGUCCCCGCUGACGUCGCGCCGCCCGCCGCCCGAGAGCCCGCGCCCGCUGCGCCGCCAGCACAGCCUCGCCAAGCCCGCCUCCUUCGCGUGCGCAGGCGCUGGCUCGGGCGCGCUCGCCACGCCCCCCGCCUCGCCCGGCGCCGCACGACGCGCGCGCGACGACGAUGUCUUCCUGAGACUGGCGGGCGCCGCGCACGACAACUCACCCCAAGGCGUCGUUAGAGAACUACCAUUAAAACAACGAGUAAGUAUCGGAGCUGGGGGUGGGGGCGGCUCCGGGGCGUGGCUGCAGUGCACGCACGUGGCGGAGGGGCACGUAGGCGCCGCGCUCUGCCUCGCCGCCACGCACUCGCUGCUCUACAGCGGUGGUGUCGAUCGCACUGUGCGCGGCUGGGACUUGACGGCGGGGCGGGAGGCGUGGCGCGGUGGGUGCGGGGCCGCAGUGGCCGCGCUGGCGGCGCCCGGCCUGCUACUUGCCGCCGCGGGGCCCGCCGUGCGCGCCUUCGACACUCGGCUCGGCACGCCCGUCGCCACCUUGUGGUCUUCGGGGGGCGUGGGUCCUACGGGCGCGGCGACGUCGACUCGCGGUGAGACCGCGGUGACAGCGCUGGCAGCCGCCGACGCGCACCGCCUCUACACCGCUGCCGGUGACCGUCUGCGACUCUGGGAUCUUCGCAUGAUGGAGUGUGUGAGCAAGUGGUGGUCAGGUCACGCGGCGGCGGUGAUGUGCCUAGCCGCGGCACGAGCCGGCCGCGGUGACCGCCUGGCCACGGGAUCGCGAGACCACUGCGUGCGUCUGCUAGACCUCGCGCCUAACGACACUGGUUCAUGGGAGAUCAGCACGCGGAGGUUGCUGGAGCCGCCGCACUACGACGGCGUGCAGGCGCUGCUGCUGGCCGGCGAGCAUCUGUACAGCGCCUCGCGCGACUCCGGCCUCAAGUGCUGGAGCCUCGCUGACGGCACUCUCGCACAUAGCGUGAUGAACGCGCACAAGGGGUGGGUGACGGGCGUGUGCGGGGCGGGCGCGGGGCGCGUGGCGAGCGUGGGGCGCGACCAGACCCUGCGUCUGUGGAGCCCCGCGCUGCGCCCCGCCGCGCACCCCGCGCCGCUGCCCGACGCCCCGCACGCCCUCGCGCCGUACCGCGCCGCCGCUCUCUGCACCGCCGCCAGCGGCGGCGAAGUGCGUGCCUGGCGGAUCGUCGACGACCAGUGACCAGUGACGGUCGCAUUCGCAUCUGGCAAGUGCGGCAGUGCAGGUGACAGCGCGGCCCCGCCACCUCCCCGCGUCGCGCCUGGCGGUGACCUCCGCACACUCCGCACACUGGACUGGACACAGCGCACUGGAACGUGUCCUUAAUGCGUACCAGAACGUGUCCCUGACGCGUACGUGACACGUACCCAAAAGUGGGCGUGGCACGUACACGUACCAAUUCCUAUAGGACCGGUACGUUUUUAAUUUCAAAUUAUCAACGAAGGAAAGAAAAAUUGCGACUAUGAUACUGGUAUUAUAAUAUAAAAAAUUUAAAGAUCUGAGAACCGAUACCUCUGACAGUUUUGGUUAUUCUCGGAUACGGUUUAAUUACAUUGUAAAUAGGUUUUAAAAGGCAUUCAAUAUAAGAAUAUACGUCAAUUAAACUUGAAUGCAGGAUUGAUGUAAGAUUAAUUUACUCAUUUGUGUCGUUUUCAAAUGAUUUACUUAUUUGACUUACCGUAGAUUUCUGACACCAAAUCCCCGAUUAAAACAUUUCAUCCGUCAUUAUAUUUGACCAUAUGGAGAUGACAAAAAAUUUUAAUGAUGAUUUGGCGUCAGAAAGCAACGAUUAGCAAUGGUAUGAAGAUAUUGAAAUCUUAUAGGAAUUGUUAAAUUUAGGUUUAAAUGUGUGAUAGCAAUAAUAGGAAAGCUAUUUCUGAGAAAGCUUUAAUAAAUACUUACUGAAUCAAUUCUUAGCAAGCAAAUAAUAUCGAAUAAUUUUAGAAUAUGAACUAAAUAUAUAUGAUAAAUUAGUAGAGCUUUAGCUAAAUGGCUUGAAUAUGUAUUAUUAGCUAUUUACAUUUAUAUAUUUUAAUUCAAAACAGUGUUUCCCAUAUUAUUUCUCAAAUUAACUCUUAACAAUAUUAUAAUGUGAAACAGGACUUUAUUUAUGCUGGAAACACUGGUACAAAAGCAAUGCUUAAAGUUAAUAUUGCACAAAUUAAUUUUAAAUAACAGUUAUAUUUAAAAAAAAAGUAAUUUUUCGAUCGACGUAUGUAAUAAAAAAUUGUAGGAAUUUUAAGAAAUUACGUCUAUGAAUUGACUAUAUAAUUGACAAUACAAUGAACUACAAAAAUUAGAUAUGGCAUAAUGUUUCCUAUAUCACUAACAGUGGGUUUCUAAGACCAAAAUCUCUGUCUUUGUUCUGUGAAAGAUAAUGACAGAGAUAACAAUACAUUUUACACGGAGAUUUUGGUUUCGGAAACCUACUGUUAAUAGCUCAGUAUAAGUUAUGGAGAUCACAUUUAUAAUAAUAUUCUGUGAUUAAUCAAUUAUAUUUUUGUACAUUCCUGCGCUACGGGUAGUCCUAACUUUGUAAUCUCUUGUGUUUGAAGCCAUGGUGUUGCCAGCACUUGAUAUUAAAAUCUCCUCGAAAGUACCCUUCAGUGUUGUUACAUUUUGCUUAUGUUUUUUACAAUUGUGGAUGUCACCGAUCGAUUUUGGAUUUGGUUAAUUUAUAAUGGCAUAAUAUUUCUAUUUGAACACUUGUUAGUAUACAAAGUAUUAAA
Papilio xuthus (Asian swallowtail) is the source of this 6381-nucleotide messenger RNA. It is a transcript of the gene Klp31E, whose product is annotated as kinesin-like protein 31E. Gene Ontology annotation, biological process: spindle elongation; microtubule-based movement; mitotic spindle organization. NCBI's taxonomy places the organism in Eukaryota, Metazoa, Arthropoda, Insecta, Lepidoptera, Papilionidae. Gene Ontology annotation, molecular function: microtubule motor activity; ATP binding; microtubule binding. The record is from RefSeq and is a predicted model, not a curated record. Gene Ontology annotation, cellular component: microtubule associated complex.